Molecule: messenger RNA, 737 nt
Organism: Paramacrobiotus metropolitanus
Lineage: Eukaryota; Metazoa; Tardigrada; Eutardigrada; Parachela; Macrobiotidae
Exons: 3
Coding region: 208-543 (111 amino acids)
Source: RefSeq, a predicted model, not a curated record
ACAAAUGCAGCCGCACACUUCUUGCCGAACUUAAUGAGGCACAGAUGAAAAAUCCAGUUUAACGUUCCACCAGUUUGCUUCGUCUGAAAACGGAGCAGCUCAUAAUGAUUUAAUUCAUCCCAAACAUACCGCUGUUUGCCUGAUUUUGCUCAUUUUUCUUUCUCUGAAGGAUACUCCAGAUUUUACACUGAACUUACACUGCUUGAAAUGGGCAAGUUAACAGUAAUUGUUUCUUGCUUGAUCGGCUUCGUGCUGCUCAUUUCCGGGUGCACGGCGCUGCAGUGCUAUGGAACGUUGGCGACGUUAAAUUGCGGACCAAGCGAAGUGUGCUACAAAUACCGCACCUCUUCGACAAUGGGAGGCGUUGUAACGAAAGGCUGUAUGUAUACCACCAACGCCAUGGGCUGCAGCAUGAGCGGCACAACAGAGAUGUGCUACUGCAAUCGGGAACUGUGCAACGCCGCCGCAACCCGUAAAAUACAACUCGCCUGGCUGUUGACUCUGCUUAUCGGCGUCCUUUCGAUGACAAAAUCGUGGAGCUAAGAGUUUCUUUUUACCGCAUUUACGGAUUAUUAUGAUGCUUGAUUGUUACAAUCUCGUGCCCAAAUACGCCCAUUACAGAGAAAACGUAUUGUUAACAAAAUUUUUGCUGUUGUAGAUAUAAUUGUUUACACUAGUGUUGUUUUAACAAAGGUGUUUGUUUGAACAAGUUGGUGAUUGCCAAUGCCGAUGAAAAA